Messenger RNA from Tilletiopsis washingtonensis, 2497 nucleotides. RefSeq lists its product as hypothetical. Lineage: Eukaryota; Fungi; Basidiomycota; Exobasidiomycetes; Entylomatales. Gene Ontology annotation, cellular component: small-subunit processome; nucleolus. Bases 170 to 2410 code for a protein of 746 amino acids. The record is from RefSeq and is a predicted model, not a curated record. The transcript is spliced from 6 exons. Gene Ontology annotation, biological process: maturation of SSU-rRNA from tricistronic rRNA transcript (SSU-rRNA, 5.8S rRNA, LSU-rRNA).
CGGCCUCUGCUCUCGUGCCCGCCUGCCGCCGGAACGCGCGGCAUGCCGGUUGGCGCGGCGCGCGGUGCCAGAUUUUGCUCGGCCGAGCCGGCGCUGCUUCGGGUCAUCAGGGCAGCCCACCUUUCCGUCCCGCACCCUUCCCCGCUCCCUGCUCCAGUCUCCACCCAGCAUGGCCCGAGGCGCACGCGGCGGCAAGCGCCAGUCCGGCCCGCGAGUGCGCGAUGAUGGCGCCGCCACGCGCGCCCUCAGCCGCAAGGCGCGCCCCACCAGCGACCACCUCGCGCACUGGGAGACGGCCGCCGACAUUCCCGACGACGCCGAGGACCGCUUCCACAGCCAGCGCGACAAGAUCCUCCUCGACGGUACGGGCAGCGAUAGCGACGAUGAGGAGGACCAGGCCGCAGGCACCUUCAGCCGGGGCCGGCAGGUGCUGGGCAUCGACGUCGACGAUGAGCCAGAGGAGGAUGACGAGGAGAAGGAGGAGGACGAUGAGAGCGAGGACGAUGAGAUGGACUCUGCACCUGUGCCGCAGCGCUCCGCAGCGUCCAAGGCUGCUGCCGCGGCCGAGGCUCCCUCUGACGAUGAUGACGAGGAGGAGGACUCGGAUGCGAGCAUCGACCCAGAGGACGAGGUGGGCGGCUGGGGCCCGCACAAGCGUGCCUACUACAACGCCAACAACCUCGACGCCAUCGGCAGCGACGAGGAGAUGACCGAGGAGGAGCGGCGCGAGAUGGAGGUGCGCGAGGCACGCAAGCUGCAGGCUAAGCUGCGCCAGGAGAUGGACGACGAUGACUUCGGCCUCGCCGAGGCGGAGAUGGACCUGGCCAACGAGGGCACGCUCUCUGGCUCGGGCAAGGCUGCGCGCGAGCGGAGACGGGCGGAGCUGGACGGAGGUGUGGCGUCGGGCUCUAGCGCAGUGCAGGCUUCCUCUGAGCUGCCAAAGGCUCCGCUGGAGCGUGCAAAGCUGCUCGCACAGGUGCAGCGCACCACGCCAGAGACGAUUGCGCUGGCCGGCGACUUUGCGGAUGUGGUUGACGAGCUGAACGAGGUGACUGCGAGCCUCAAGCAGGCUGCGAUUGACACGCCGGGCCACGACCGAUUGGGCCUCAUGCACAUCCAUCAUCAAACGCUCGUGACCUACGUCACGACCCUCACCUUCUACUUCCACCUGCGCUCGCUGCCGGAGUACGUCUCCGACCCGACGCGCCUGUCGGAGCACCCAGUUGUGCAGCGCCUCGUGAAGCUCAAGUCCGGUCUCGCCACACUUGAGGAUCUCGGCUGCUCUGCGCUCGAGCCGGCCGGCGAGGCCGACGAGGAGGGCGAGCUGAACUCGGAGGAGGAGCGGUGGCUGCUCGGCGACCCGAACCGCCUCGGUGCCGACAGCGAUGGCGACAGCGAGAGCCUCGGCAGCCUGGAGUCGGACGAGCUGGACGGCCUGCUGGCAGACGAGAAGGAGAACGUGGCCAUCGCUCCCCGGCAACCAAAGAACAGCAAGGCCAGCUCCGCGACAGCAGCGCCUAAGCAGGGCAAGGAGAAGAAGGCCAAGAAGCAGCCAAAGGCACCGAAGCCCGUUGCACCGCUUGCAAGCCUUGCGAGCAUCGGCGACGACGACGCCAUGGGCAGCCUCUCGGCCAGCAGCUCCAAGCGCGCGAAGCGGUCGAAUGGCAAGGCGCAGUACUCGGACGAGCUCGCCGAGUCCUUCGGCGAGCCGACGGCGCUGGCCACGUCGGAUGCUGCUGACAAGGCGGCACGGCGCAAGAGCCUGCAGUUCUACACGGGCCAGAUCAGCGCCAAGGAGGCACGGCGCGGCGAUGCUGCGCGCAAGAGCCUCGGCGGCGACUCUGACAUCCCGUACCGGGAUCGCGAGCGCUCGCGCAUGGUUGUGGCGCAGACGGCUGCGAACCGUGCGGCCAAGGCCUCGAGCAGAGAGGCGGCAGACAUGGAGCUCGACGGCGAGGCCUUUGGCGAGGAGGACCUGCGCGACUGGCGCGACGUCAUGGGCCAGGACGUCGCCAAGGGCGCGUCGGCGGGCGACGGCGGCGCAGGGCAGGACGAGGAUGAGGACUACUACGACCUUGUCGCGAGCCGGCAGCGCCAGGCCAAGAAGGCCAAGAAGGACGAGUACGAGGCGGCGCGGGACGAAGAACGGUUCAUCGCCGACCCGACGCUCGACCCCGGCGCGCACCGCGGCAUCAACCGGCAGAUCGAGAAGAAUCGCGGCCUCACGCCGCGGCGGCCCAAGAGCGUGCGCAACCCGCGAGUCAAGAAGCGGCAGAAGUUCGACAAGGCGCAGAAGAAGCUCAGCAGCACGCGCGCGGUGUACAAGGGCGGCGCCGCGGCCCUCGAGGGCGGCUAUGGCGGCGAGAAGAGCGGCAUCUCCAACGUCGUCAAGAGCCGCAGCUUCGGCUAGGCGCUGCGCUGGGUCUCGUCGCGGUGUCUCGAUGUGUAUGCUUAUGCUGCGAUAUUAUACACGUGCCGGUACUCGAUCUGUCGCGCC